Manihot esculenta (cassava) is the source of this 2592-nucleotide messenger RNA. Its product is annotated as LRR receptor-like serine/threonine-protein kinase FEI 2. The transcript is spliced from 14 exons. The coding region runs from base 328 to 2121 and encodes 597 amino acids. Gene Ontology annotation, molecular function: protein kinase activity; protein binding; ATP binding. Lineage: Eukaryota; Viridiplantae; Streptophyta; Magnoliopsida; Malpighiales; Euphorbiaceae. Gene Ontology annotation, biological process: protein phosphorylation. The record is from RefSeq and is a predicted model, not a curated record.
AAUCUCUCUUCUCUCUCUCUCUCUCUCUCUCAAAAGAAAAAGAAAAGGAAAAAAAAUCAGAGAGAAAAUCUUUGCUUCAAAAAAAAAAAAAAAAAGAAAUAGAGAGAGGUGGUUUUGUUUUUCAUUUUGUUUUUUCUGUUUGGUAUCAAUUUACAGCUCACUCUCUUCAUUCUGCUUCACAGAUCGAAUCUAAGGAAACUCUUUUCAUUCUUCUUGGCUGCCAUAUGGUAUAGUCAAUCAGAUAAAUAUAUGUUACAAGGGAAGCAUUUUGGACUUUGGCCUGUCAGAUGAUUUGUAGUGGCUGUAUUAUGCUUGACCAUUGCCAUAAUGGCCGUCUAUCUGAGGAGAUGUCAAGGGCCUUGGCUUUUUCACAUUCUACUGUUCUAUAUCCUUCUAAACAAAAGUAGAGCUAUCAAUUCUGAUGGUGAGGCACUUCUAAACUUCAGAAAUGCUAUCGUUAGUUCAGAUGGUAUCCUUCCUCUAUGGAGACCUGAGGAUCCUGAUCCAUGUAAUUGGAGAGGUGUGACCUGUGAUCAGAAAACCAAGAGAGUUAUAUACCUGAGUCUGAAGAAUCACAAAUUAAGUGGACCUAUGUCUCCUGACAUUGGGAAGCUAGAGCACCUGAAGAUUUUAGCUCUAUACAACAACAACUUUUAUGGAACAAUUCCUUCAGAAUUGGGAAAUUGCACGGAGUUGCAGGGAAUAUACUUGCAGGGUAACUACUUAAGUGGCCUAAUUCCAGGGGAACUAGGAAACUUGUCAGAGCUUCAAUAUUUGGAUAUCUCAAGCAACUCUCUUAGUGGGUCAAUCCCAUCAUCUAUUGGGAAGUUAAACAAACUCAUUACUUUCAAUGUAUCAAACAAUUUUCUUGUUGGACCAAUUCCAUCUGAUGGUGUGCUCAGCAACUUUACAGGAAGCUCUUUUGCUGGGAAUCGUGGUUUGUGCGGGACGCAGAUCAAUAUGAAUUGCAAAGAUGAAAGUGGACCUUCAACUCCACAAUCUCCUCCAUCAGCUCAAGAUCAAGGUGGAAAGAAGAAAUACUCAGGAGUGUUUAUUAGUGCUUCUGCAACAAUUGGUGCCCUCCUUCUGGUGGCACUUAUGUGUUUCUGGGGUUGCUUUCUUUAUAAGAAGUUCGGUAAAAGUGAAAGUGAUGGCAUUGCGAUGGAUGUCAGUGGAGGUGCUUCGAUUGUAAUGUUUCAUGGGGACUUGCCAUACUCAUCAAAGGACAUAAUUAGGAAAUUAGAAAACUUAAAUGAGGAGCAUAUCAUAGGCUGUGGGGGCUUUGGAACAGUGUACAAGCUUGCUAUGGAUGAUGGCAAUGAAUUUGCCUUGAAAAGAAUUUUAAAGAUGAAUGAGGGCUUUGAUCGAUUCUUUGAGAGGGAGCUUGAGAUUCUGGGAAGCAUAAAACAUCGGUACUUGGUGAACUUGCGAGGUUAUUGCAAUUCUCCUACCUCAAAAUUGUUAAUAUAUGAUUUCCUCGCUGGUGGUAGUCUUGAUGAAGCGCUGCAUGAAAGAUCUGAUCAACUGGACUGGGAUGCACGUCUGAACAUCAUUAUGGGAGCAGCAAAAGGACUGGCCUACCUGCAUCAUGAUUGUUCCCCUAGGAUCAUACACCGUGAUAUAAAGUCAAGCAAUAUUUUGCUUGAUGCCAAUUUAGAGGCUCGUGUAUCUGACUUUGGACUUGCCAAAUUGUUAGAGGAUGAAGAGUCACACAUUACAACCAUUGUUGCAGGAACAUUUGGUUAUCUAGCUCCUGAGUACAUGCAAAGUGGUAGAGCAACUGAAAAGACAGAUGUUUAUAGUUUUGGGGUCUUGGUUCUUGAAGUAUUAAGUGGAAAGCGACCCACAGAUGCAUCAUUCAUUGAGAAGGGCCUUAACAUUGUUGGUUGGUUAAAUUUUUUGGUCACGGAGAACAGGCAACGAGAUAUUGUUGAUCCCAAUUGUGAGGGUGUGCAGAUAGAAAGCCUUGAUGCGCUGCUUUCAAUUGCCACUCAAUGUGUCUCUUCAAGCCCAGAGGAACGACCCACCAUGCACAGGGUGGUUCAGUUACUUGAGUCUGAAGUCAUGACACCAUGCCCAAGUGACUUCUAUGAUUCAUCUGGUGAUAAUGACACAUGUUGAGUUUUAUUAAAGGAAUGUGCAAAAGCAAGUGGAGGGAGCUUAGAAUCUGCGGCAGUUUUGUAUCUUGAUUUUAUUCGUUCAUUCUUUCUGCAGAUUUAUGACAACUUAAAAAAGGCAACACCACUUCAUUUGUCUGUUAGACCUUUAGCAACUGAUUAAUCAGCCAGUGGAAUUUUCCUCUGUUAGGAUCUGCACGUUUUGCAAUGGAUGUAUGGGGAGUGUUCAAAUGGAUCGUUAUUUCCUCUUCGGACGGGUAGUUUGAUCUCCAUACUUUUGUCUUUUCAUCCCUUUCUUAUUCUUUUUCCUUUGCUUGUUUUUGGUUGUAAUCACUUUUAGCAUUUGUCUCUCAAAUUAAGUGUAUAUGCAAUUUGUGUAAAUUGAGAAUUAUCUCGUCUUUGCCAAGGACUUUUUUUCUAUGAUUCACCUUUUUUGUAAAAUAUGUUAAUUGCAAUAAUUAGUGUCUUUGCUUCA